AUGUUGAUUUUUGUAUUAAUUUCGUUCAUUUUUCAUCAGAAAUCGUUCGCACAAGACGAAAAAUAUUGCAAUCCAUCAUUAUGUCGCAGCUGGAAUGGCGUUAUCGAGCCUCAUAUUGGUUGUCCCGGCAAUGCUCCGGAUUAUUGUCCGCCAGAUGCUCGGGAAAUUGUCAUGACAGCUGAUUGGAUCGACUACAUCGUGCAUAAACAUAACAAUUUUCGGAACAUUUUAGCUGGAGGCAUGUUAGAAAAUUUUCCUGCUGCAUGGAGAAUGCCUUUAAUGCAGCAAUGGGAUCAAGAACUUGCCGACUUGGCGCGUCUUAAUAUGAUGCGGUGCAUUUAUGGGCACGACAAGUGUCACAAUACCCCGAAUUAUCGAUGGUCUGGUCAAAAUAUCGCUUGGAGUAAGAAUUAUCCGCGAGAUAAUUAUCACAUAGAGUCCAUGAUCGAUGCUUGGUGGAACGAAUACCAAAUUUGUCCGUUGAGUGAGAUUUUGAGCUUUGGCAAAAGGAGUGAUUUAAAAAUUGGGCAUUUUACGGCGAUGGCCCAAGAUCGCAAUGAUCGUGUUGGAUGUGCUGCAGUUCGUUUCAACAGGAAUGAAAGGAUGCUGGCAUGCAAUUAUGGCUUCACGAAUAUCGUUGAUGCCCAAGUUUACGAAUUUGGCGAGCCCACAAGUCGAUGUCAGACGGGACGUGACAACGUUUACGAAAAUCUUUGCAGCGCCGCUGAAAUUGUUGAUUCAAAUCCUUAA
This is a messenger RNA of Culicoides brevitarsis, 750 nucleotides long. RefSeq names its product antigen 5 like allergen Cul n 1-like. NCBI's taxonomy places the organism in Eukaryota, Metazoa, Arthropoda, Insecta, Diptera, Ceratopogonidae. The transcript has 2 exons. The record is from RefSeq and is a predicted model, not a curated record. The coding region runs from base 1 to 750 and encodes 249 amino acids.